Messenger RNA from Danaus chrysippus (African queen), 681 nucleotides. NCBI's taxonomy places the organism in Eukaryota, Metazoa, Arthropoda, Insecta, Lepidoptera, Nymphalidae. The record is from the annotation of a GenBank genome assembly.
AUGAGUUCGAAGUCAAAGACGGGUCGUUUUGCUCUAGGUUUCUUUUCUUUUUCAUCCCUUUUCAUUAUCAUAGCAUUUGUUAGUCCCUACUGGUUAGUAACGGACGGUAAACUUAAAAAUCCCAAGUUUUUAAGGAUUGGUUUAUGGGAGGUAUGCUUUAAUGGUUUUGAAGAGGUCCAUCAUUGGUAUGACACGGUUUUCAAAGGCUGCUGGUGGAUUUUCGAAGAAGAAUACUAUAUUAUUCACGACAUCUUAUUACCGGGUUUCUUUAUAGCGACACAAUUUUUCUUCACAGUAACAGUGUGCUGUGUGUUAAUAUCAAUAUUCCUUUCCUACUUAUACAUGAAAAAGGAUCAGGAUGACGAUAACUAUGUCACUCUUUUGUUGACUUUUGGAACCGUUCUUGUUAUAGGAGGUUUUUCUGGCCUUAUAUCUGUGGCCACUUUUGGAGCUCGAGGAGAUGGCAGAGACUGGAUGCCUAAUUGGGAACACAAUGAUAUCGGUUGGGCAUUUGCCUUGGGUGUUAUUGGUGUCAUUUUCCUUUUCCCUGCUGGUAUAUUGUUCUUAAUAGAGGCUAGAGUUCGUAAAUACAAAAGAUUAAAUGAGAUGCAAAGUAGGGAGCCCUCGGCAUACACAAUGCAUGAAAGGAAAUCUGCCUAUCCAGGCCAUACAGAUAUUUGA